GCCCUGUGAACCCUUGGACUUGCCAGGCAGCAUGUUCCCCGCCGUGACUUAUAGGUUGGCAAGAACAUCAACUUAUUACGAGUGCACCGUGCCUUCUUCAAAAAUGAAAGGCACGGGGUAUUUCACAUGUCAUUCUAGGUAUGAAAUGUGACUGAGUCAUCGAAUACCUAGGCAAGUCAUCCUAAUAAUCAACCGAAUGCCGACCUGGCCGUAGCCGGCUCAAGUCUAUUAGAGCCCCUCAUCCAUAACAAAGACUCUAACCUGGACAGCAUCUGAUACUUGAUCACCAGACCACUUCCCAGUCCAAACAUCAUGUCACCCUCCCUCAUUCAUCCACUGUCGUCCAUCAAGGCGCUCACAUUCGACGUCUUUGGCACCGUCGUCAACUGGCGCCUCUCCGUCGUCGACGAACUCAGCCUCCGGGCCCAUCGCAAACUCAACAGCCUACCGGAUGACGCGCCCCUCAGAGACCGCCUGUCGCCGAUGGACUGGUCGCACUUCGCACAGCAAUGGCGGGACACGUACGGCCGCUUCACAAAGGGCUACGACCCGGAGCGGGAUACCUGGAAGUCCGUGGACCAGCACCAUCGCGACAGCCUCGUGGAGCUACUGAGAGAGUAUCGCCUCGAGGACCUGUACACGGAUGCGGAGAUUACGUCUCUGAGCCUGGUAUGGCACAGGCUCACGCCGUGGGAUGACUCGUCUGCCGGGAUCCAGACGCUCAAUAGUCAACACAUCAUCACCUCCACACUGUCCAAUGGCAACACGUCGCUCCUGCAGGAUCUCGCCGACUUUGGCUCGCUGCCGUUCCAGCAUCUGCUGUCGGCAGAGAUUUUCAAGGCAUACAAGCCCAACCCGGCUACCUAUCGGGGUGCAGCCCGAGCGCUUGGGGUCGACAUUGGUGAGGUGGCCAUGGUGGCGGCGCAUCUCAACGACCUCAAGGCCGCCAGGGACUGUGGCAUGAAGACUAUCUAUGUGCAGAGGGCACAAGAAGAGGCAUGGAGCGAGGAUGAUGAGAGAUACAAGGACGCCAAGAACUGGGUGGACAUGUGGGUUUCACAAGACGAGGGUGGCUUCGAGGAGGUCGCGCGGCGCCUGUCAGAGGUGAGGUGAUGUGUGCAGUACAUUGUCGAAAACGUCCCGUCAGAAUA
Molecule: messenger RNA, 1151 nt
Organism: Emericellopsis atlantica
Lineage: Eukaryota; Fungi; Ascomycota; Sordariomycetes; Hypocreales; Bionectriaceae
Product: HAD-like domain-containing protein
Exons: 1
Coding region: 313-1113 (266 amino acids)
Molecular function (GO): hydrolase activity, acting on halide bonds, in C-halide compounds
Source: RefSeq, a predicted model, not a curated record